This is a messenger RNA of Aspergillus luchuensis, 2094 nucleotides long. RefSeq names its product protein kinase IKS1 (gene IKS1). The record is from RefSeq and is a predicted model, not a curated record. The transcript is spliced from 2 exons. Lineage: Eukaryota; Fungi; Ascomycota; Eurotiomycetes; Eurotiales; Aspergillaceae. The coding region runs from base 1 to 2094 and encodes 697 amino acids. Gene Ontology annotation, molecular function: protein kinase activity; ATP binding. Gene Ontology annotation, biological process: protein phosphorylation.
AUGGCGGACGAAGGCAUGUCCAUUGUUCCCUACGGGUCAGGCAAUCUUGACGUCGUACUCCGCCAUAACGACUCUGUCGUUGUUUCUGACCGAGACUCCCAGCAACUUGUUCUUCGACAUGCAGCCGAAAGCGAUGACGGCAACCUGGAGCUUGCUGACUGCCCGUAUUGCCAUCGACCCCUACGUGAUAGCAGCUCAGCCCAGGACGACCACCAUGGCGGAACGCAGCCGGAGUUCAUCAACCCACACUAUUUCCGCAUGCUUCAUAAUAGCUUGCCCAGCUCUGUGAGCUCAUCUAGCCCUCCGUCACCCCGCCGACGUCUGGUGCCGCCCGCACUUGCAGACGGUCCCACCAGCGAGCCCAGCUACUCGGGUAGCGGCAUACACUCUACGCAAGGAAUCUCUUCCGCCGCUUUUACACAGGACUAUUUCAAGAAGUUUUUCGUGGAAGAGACGGUUUUAGGAAAGGGAGGGAAAGGAGUGGUUUUGCUGGUAAAGCAUGUGCUGGACGGUGUAUCGCUCGGACAGUAUGCCUGCAAGCGGGUUCCCGUCGGAGACGAUCAUGAAUGGCUAGAGAAAGUGCUCGCAGAGGUGCAAUUGCUGCAGCAUCUUACACACCAAAAUCUUGUUUCAUAUCGACAUGUGUGGCUGGAGAACGCGAAGAUCAGUACGUUCGGGCCCAGUGUGCCUUGUGCAUUUAUUCUUCAGCAAUAUUGUAACGCUGGGGAUCUGCAUAACUAUAUCUGUGGUUCGGUUGACACUCCGACAACCACUGAGCAGCUGAAGGAGCGUCUGCGCAGAAAGUCCCGAGGAGGGCCGGAGCCUCCGUCUGAAGCUGGUGGCCUUCGCAAGUUGAACUUCGAGGAAAUUUAUUCUUUCUUCAAGGACAUCACCUCGGGGCUGCGUUACCUCCAUGCUAAUGGAUACAUUCAUCGUGAUCUGAAGCCAAACAAUUGUUUGCUUCACAAGACCAGUGACGGAAUUCGAGUGCUCGUGAGCGACUUUGACGAGGUUCAGGCGCAAGACUCGAUGCGGAGGUCUACUGGGGCGACCGGGACGGUUUCCUUUUGCGCUCCGGAAGUUCUACGGCGAGAUUAUCCAGGGGGUCCAUUUGGGAACUUCACCUUCAAGUCCGAUAUCUUCUCUUUGGGGAUGAUUCUCUACUUCCUCUGUUUUGCGCAGUUGCCCUACACCCACGCCGACCUGAUCCAUGAGGAGAAAGAGGACCUCGAUCAGCUCCGUGAGGAAAUCAGCCAUUGGGCUGGGUUUGACGAUGCGCAGUUUAUCAGGCCGGAUUUGCCUGGGCAGCUCUACACAUUCUUAAAACGUCUACUGUCCUUGGACCCUGACGGGCGGCCGUCUGCAGACGAGGUUCUGAGCGGCCUACAGGCUGGUGCCAACGUUAACGAGAGUUUUCGAUCAAGAAGGACCAGUCCAACAAGCCCUGACAUACGUCCAAGCGCGAGGAUUCAUCCGGUGGAAAGCACGGAUACUCCAUCCUUCCGGCCAUCCAGCUCUCCGAACAAGUCUCUGACACGGAGUCCAGUGGCUGUACGACGAAAUCCACUGUAUGAGUCGGAUGGUGCCGAGGCUGCAUUGAGGCCGGUUGUAGAAGAGACAAGCCCGUUGUCAGAGCGAAACACCCCGCUCAGCCCGGAAAACGACAUGAUGGUGCGGCCUUGGUUCUCUAGCGCACAAUCGCACUCUCCCGCACAAGCCGAACAUCGCGAGGCUCCCCAGGAGCGACCGCAGCCUGUCCAACAGUUACUACCCCCGCCUCCCGGUCGUUUCUCCCUGGCUAGAGUCUUCCCGGGCGCUGCAUCACUCAUCGACUCGCAGAUCCCUGCAGUGGCGUUGCAACUGGCGGCAUUCCUGCUCAAGGUCGUCUCCACCUUCCAACCCUGCAGUCCUCUGGCAGUCAAUCCCUGGGUUGCUUAUCCUCUACUUCUGCUGGCUGCGGUCAACUUCCCAGCCGCUGGGCUAUGGAGCCAGAUUGUUUCUCUUCUCCUCCACCUUUUGAUUGUCAGUUUGUCAAUGCGGAUGGAAGCACUGUGCUGGCGGGCAUCACAUAGUGCGAUAUUAUUUUCUCGAUAG